Hydatigera taeniaeformis is the source of this 645-nucleotide messenger RNA. The record is from the annotation of a GenBank genome assembly. Lineage: Eukaryota; Metazoa; Platyhelminthes; Cestoda; Cyclophyllidea; Taeniidae.
AUGGCAGAAGGAAGCACGUCUUCGGACGAAAGCAGUAGCAAGCACUCGGGCGCGACAGUUACUGAAGCUUCUGUUCAAGAGGGCCUCUCCCACCUGCCUUUAUUUCCGAUGAGUGUUUGCGAUUGGGUUAUCCAGCAGCAACUUUACACUGACAAAUCACAAGCGGCUCAAGAUCCCGUCGCGGUGGCUAAAAAAUUACCGAAUGAAAAAGCUGAUGCAGAAAAGGUCUCCUCAAGUCUCGACACUGAUUCUCAAGAGGAAACCUUAGACGCAAAGGAUGUAGAUCUAACAACUUUAGCAAUCGCGAGCAGUAGCAGCGACACCACAGGCAGCAGUUCAAAGCAACAAAGUGCGGAUCCAUGCAAUUUGUAUGUUAACAAACUGCCUGAUGAACUGGGUGAAAGAGCGCUCUUCAAUUUGUUUCGUAGUUAUGGAAGGGUGCUUAGUGUGAAGAUUUACAUUGACCUGGAAGCCAACAAAAGCAAAGGCUAUGGUACCAAUUACUCUAAAAGGCAAGCUUUCUUUGUAAUUAGGUUUUGUGCGCUAUGCCGAUCCACAGAGCGCUCAAUGUGCUAUCAAGGCCAUGCAUGGUCGGAAGCUGGGCAAAAGAAGAUUAAGCGUAAAACUUGCAAGAUGUACAGGUAA